Arachis ipaensis is the source of this 2209-nucleotide messenger RNA. NCBI's taxonomy places the organism in Eukaryota, Viridiplantae, Streptophyta, Magnoliopsida, Fabales, Fabaceae. The record is from RefSeq and is a predicted model, not a curated record.
UGAAAGGGUCUGCUCUGCUACGAAUUUGAUUUCAUCGUUUUAACAGUUAAAACUGUCUUUGGUUUUUUGUUGCGCCAAACAUGUCAGGCUCUGAAGGACAAUGUAGUCAUGAUGAAAUCAGAGAUAGAAGAUCAGAUGUUGAGUACUUUGAAGAUGAAAGGCAGCGGUCUAAAAUUGGAACCCUCAAGAAGAAAGCAAUGACUGCUUCAUCCAAGUUUACUCAUUCGCUAAAGAAAAGAGGGAAAAAGAAGAUUGAUUAUAGGGUUCCCGCAGUAUCCAUUGAGGAUGUGCGUGAUGCACAAGAGGAGACUGUUGUCCUUGAAUUCCGCCAAAAGCUAAUUGAUAGGGGAUCUUUACCUCCCAGGCAUGAUGAUUACCAUACAUUGUUGAGGUUUUUGAAAGCCAGGGACUUUAACAUUGAGAAAACAAUCCAGAUGUGGGAAGAAAUGCUUAAUUGGCGCAAGGAAUAUGGAACUGAUACUAUACUAGAGGAUUUUGAAUAUGAAGAGCUGGAAGAGGUAUUACAGUACUAUCCUCAGGGGUACCAUGGAGUGGAUAGGGAAGGUAGGCCAGUUUACAUUGAAAGGCUUGGGAAAGCUCAUCCAAGCCGCCUGAUGCGCAUCACCACAAUAGAUCGAUAUUUGAAAUACCAUGUCCAGGAGUUUGAAAGAACUCUACAGGAGAAAUUUCCAGCAUGUUCUAUUGCAGCAAAAAGAAAGAUCUCUUCAACAACGACAAUAUUGGAUGUACAAGGCUUGGGAAUGAAAAAUUUCACCCGAACUGCUGCAAAUCUUUUGGCUGCCAUGACAAAAAUUGACAACAAUUACUAUCCUGAGACACUACAUCGAAUGUAUGUCGUCAAUGCUGGUCCUGGGUUUAAGAAGAUGCUUUGGCCUGCUGCACAGAAAUUUCUUGACUCCAAAACUAUUGCAAAAAUACAGAUUCUUGAACCUAAGGCUUUGUGUAAAUUACUUGAAGUCAUCGACUCUAGUCAGUUGCCAGACUUUUUGGGUGGCUCAUGUACAUGUCCUAAUGAAGGUGGAUGUCUUAGGUCUAACAAGGGUCCAUGGAGUGAUCCUGAUAUAAUGAAGCUUGUACGUAACGAGGAUGCAACAUUUGUGAGGCAAACCAGCCGAGCGUCCAAUGGACAACAGAAAUAUUUUCUAUUGCACCCACUGAAGGGACGAUGCAGUGAUAUGUCAACAGUAGAAUCAGGAUCUGAUAUUGAUGGUUACUCCUCUCCCCUUAGACAAAGGAGCUGUCCUUAUCCUCGUUUAGCCCCGGUUCAUGAAGAGGUCAGGACAUCAGAUCUCAAUGGAUACUAUAGCUGUGAUGAUAGCGCUCUUUCACCUGAUAAAAUGAUAGAAAGUGACCAAUCUCCCCCUACAUUGGAGCAGUCAUUGCGAACUGCUGAUAUGGGAAAUGUUGAUAGUAUGACAAAAUCAGAAGAUACUUGGUUUAGCAUAGUUAAGGAAAAAGUAGAGAGAACAAAUUUCAUGUACGUGUCAACAAUGCUGACAUCUUUCUUUGAAAGACUUAUUGCAUUCUUCUGUAGUUUAAGAUUUGAAUUUUGGAGGCCACAGAACAUUGUUCACCCAUCAAUUACUGUGGAGCAUAAUAUUAACAAUUCAGCAGUUGUUGAAGCAUCUUCUGAAAGAGAACAUGUUCUUCCUUGUGAACAACGUCUUCAGAGACUAGAAAAAGUAUUCGAGGAACUUAACAAGAAACCUGAUAGUAUGCCUGCCGAGAAGGAGCAAAUGCUCAUGCAAUCCUUUGAUAGGAUCAAGUGUGUUGAGUUUGACCUUGAGAAGACCAAGAGGGUGCUACAUGCUGCGGUGAUGAAGCAGCUUGAAAUAUCUGAGUUGCUGGAGAACAUGCGGAAGUCAAGGUGUCGGCAGAGGCGGCUAUUCUGUUGAACCAGGAUCCUGUCUUUGGCACCACACCAAUUGAAGACUUGGUCAGGCAAAUGGAGUACACACUUUGGCAUUUUGGUCUAAACAUGCUGGGACACAUUCCACUUUGUUUUAUAAAUAUAUAAUGUAGAUUUUUACUCAUAAAUCUUUUUUCCCUUUUGGUGGGGGUCAAUUUUCACAGUAAAUACUUAAAUAGAUGACAGAAUUUGUAGUUACGCAGGGACAAGAUGUUUAACUCAGUUUUAGACACUGCUACAGAGAAUGAUGGAUGCUAUUAAAGUUCACAUUACAGGAAA